Messenger RNA from Labrus mixtus (cuckoo wrasse), 6091 nucleotides. Its product is annotated as KIAA0319-like ortholog. Bases 493 to 3429 code for a protein of 978 amino acids. Lineage: Eukaryota; Metazoa; Chordata; Actinopteri; Labriformes; Labridae. Gene Ontology annotation, cellular component: plasma membrane; cytoplasmic vesicle. The transcript has 24 exons. The record is from RefSeq and is a predicted model, not a curated record.
AUGUCACCACCAGACUGUGGGAAUUCACUGCGCAGAAGAAAAAUCACAUCUAUGUGGUGACUUCAUCAAUUGAAAUCCUCAAGUUGUUCGUGUGGAUUACUUUAACCCAGGACUAUUUUUUUUGGGGUGGGGGAGGGGGCUCACCUGGAGAGAGAAAAGAACCAAGUGCAGGAGGACAGAUGAGCGGCUGUGGAUUUGGUUCUCUCUGAGCGUCUGAUUUAAAGCACAGGUGGAAGCUGCCGGGGCUCAGGCAUCCAUAUGCAGGAAUGCAGGUUCACAUAUGGAGGAAGAUCCGACAGUUUAGUGUUUGAGCAGCUGAGCCGGUGAAGGCCUCGGAGGCGGCCAUGUUGGAUCUUUUUCUUAGAGAGCUGGUGUUGACCCGUCUUCACCCGUCACCUCGCAGCACCUCGCUGCCGACCUAACUCCCUCGCUCCCUCUCUCUCUUUCUUCCACCGCCUGGCCGGGAGGAAAGGUCCUUGGUCCCUGUGUAAAAUGUCCUAUGCACAUCACAAGCUGCUUACCUGGAGCUUACCUCAAGUCCUCCUCCUACUGCUGACCUACCUCUUGCUCCUGGCUCCUCCCACAGGUGUGUCAGCAAACCUCUGCCGUGUGACCGGCGGGCUGCUGGGGAUCCACUGGAGCAACGUCAUCACCCUGGGUUGGUCCCCGCUGGCGUUGGGGAAAGGCGGGGCGAGAUGUUGGGAGUUCUGCUGCCUGGAGCCGAGCUGCAACGCCGUGUGGAGCCUCGGCGGGCGAUGUGUGCUCCUCCGCUGCACGCUGGAUAAUGGAUGCCCCAUCUCCCACCUGCCCCCGCCCCACCAGGAGUCCCUCGGGCUCCUCCAGCUGCUCUCAAAGGGUCCUGUCUUAAGGAGGCGCAGUAGAUCUCUCCAGGCACAGACUGCAGGAAGCCAAGGACUGAACAACAAACAAUCUGCCCGCACGGACAGUCCUAAACUUGAAAAAGCUCCCUCACCUCCAACCGCACCCAGCGCCCUCGCACAUCACCAAACAGCCCAGAAGAACCACAGCCUGACAACCAACGGGAGUGAAGACACUGCUGCAGAUAAACCCCAGCAGGACUCAACGGCGGACAACACCGCUAACACUGCUGCGUCUUCCAACAGCAGUGAAGUCAGCACAACCACAGCGACUGCAGCCGCCGUCACCCCAGCUCCAACACAGGCUGUGAGGGAGCUGGUGGUGUCGGCAGGAGAGAGCGUGGAGGUGACGCUGCCCCGAAACACGGUCGAACUCAACGCCUUUGUCGUCCCUACGCCCCCUCAAGGGACAAACUAUGCAUUUGAUUGGCGUCUGAAAACUCAUCCCAAAGAUUACAGCGGGGAGAUGGAAGGGAAGCACAGCACGACUCUUAAACUAAGCCAGCUGACUGUGGGCCUGUAUGAGUUUGAGGUGACAGUGGACGGGGAGGGGGCCUACGGAGAAGGUUACGUCAAUGUCACAGUCAAACCAGAGCCGCGGGUAAACAAGCCUCCUGUUGCCGUGGUUUCCCCAAAGUACCAGGAGAUCUCCCUGCCAACCAGCUCGACGGUCAUAGACGGCAGCCAGAGCACAGACGAUGACAAGGUGGUGGCGUGGCACUGGGAGGAGGUUAAAGGACCCCUGAGGGAGGAGAAGGUCUCUGCUGACACCCCCGUCCUCACCCUUACUAGUCUGGUGCCUGGGAACUACACCUUCAGCUUGACAGUGACAGACUCAGACGGAGCCAAAGACUCAACACAGGCAACCCUCUCAGUCAACAAAGCCAAGGACUACCGGCCUGUUGCCAACGCAGGCCCUAACCAGGUCAUCCAGCUGCCGCGCAACUCCAUCUCUCUGUACGGCAACCAAAGCACCGACGACCACGAUUCUCUGUCCUAUGAGUGGUCCCUGAGCCCUGAGAGCAAAGACAAGGUGUUGGAGAUGCAGGGCGUGCGGACUCCGAUCCUGCAGCUGUCGGCUAUGCAGGAGGGAGACUUCACUUUCCAGCUGACGGUGACGGACUCGUCUGGACAGCAGGACACCGCCCAGGUCACCGUGAUUGUGCAACCAGAAAACAAUAAGCCCCCGAUAGCAGACGCAGGACCAGAGAAAGAGCUGACUCUGCCCGUCGACCGAACCACGCUGGAUGGCAGCAAGAGCAGGGACGACCAGAAGAUCUCCACCUACCACUGGAUACAAACCAAGGGUCCAGACGGUGUGAAGAUUGAGAAUGCAGACAGUGCUGUUGCCACGGUGACAGGUCUCGAGGUCGGCACGUACGAGUUCACCCUGACCGUGACGGAUGAGAGAAACCUGCAGAGUACCGACAUGGUCUCUGUCAUCGUCAGAGAAGAACUGGACCAGCCUCCACUAGCUCAUGUGGUAUCCAGUCCAGCCAUCACGCUGCCCGUCAGGACCGCCUCUCUGGACGGAUCUCACUCCACUGAUGACAAAGGUGGAGUCAGCUACCUGUGGACCAGAGAUGACAGCAGUCCUGCAGCUGGGGAUGUACUGAACAACUCUGACCACCAGGCCGUGCUGUUUCUUGGGAACCUGGUGGAGGGGAAGUACAGCUUUACCCUGACUGUAACUGACAGUAAAGGACAGAUGAGCAUUGACAGAGGCAGCGUGGAGGUCAAACCAGACAUAUGGGAGCGUGACCUGGUGGAGUUGGUGCUGGAGAUCGGCGUAUCCCAAGUUUCCCACCGUCAGCGAGACAUGCUGCUGCGACAGGUCGGGGUGUUACUGGGCGUGCUCGACAGCGACAUCAUCGUGCGAGAGAUCAGUGCGUUUAAUGAGCACAGUACUCGUUUGGUCUUCCUGGUGUCCGGCGGGCCAGGGCGCCCCCCUCUGUCCGGCCACAGUGUUGCGCUCAGUCUUCGCAACAAACUGCGCAAACAGAAGAAUGACUUCCUCAUCUUUAAGGCCCGACGCGUGGAUACAGUCAUCUGCCAGUUAAACUGCUCGGGUCACGGUGAGUGUGACUCCUUCACGCGGCGCUGCAUCUGCCACCCGUUCUGGAUGGAGAAUUUCAUCAGAGCUCAGCUUGGAGAUGCUGAAAGCAACUGUGAAUGGAGCGUACUCUAUGUGACUAUAGCAUCCUUUAUGAUUGUGGUUGCCAUAGCAACGCUUGUCUGGGGGAUGGUGUGUUGCUGCAACAGGCGUAAAAGCAAAGUGCGAAGAAGCAAAAGCAGGUACAAAAUGCUCGAAGCUGAUGAGCAAGACAGUCUGGAGCUUCAACCACCUCGAGCAGUCCGCUUGAAGCCAGUCCCCGCUCCCACCUCCUCCGCCCUCAUGCACUCGGACUCAGACCUGGACAGUGACGACGGGCAGGGCGGGUUCCCGUGGACAGAGCAGGAGCGCGGGCAUCUCCUGAGGCCCCAGAAUGGCUCCCUGAGGAACGGCCAGGGUCCUGUGAGAGGCAAAAAGCAGAGAGAAGAGCUGCUAUAGCAAGGGAGGAGGGGGGGAGCCUCGCCGCUGCCCUCACUCAUACACACACACACACACACACACACACACACACACACACACACACGCUCUCACACACGCACAUCCUCCUCCUCACUCUGCCUGUUUCACUUUUGUUGCUCUUCAACAAGAAACACCUCACACCUCUCCUCCGUGGAGACGAACUUUGUGUACUGGGAUUUUGGAGGAGAAGGGGAGGAAAUAACAUGCUGGACACAUGUUGUCCCUCAGUCCCAGAAAAAAACACUGAACUGACACUAACCCUGCUCCCACACUGAGCCCAUAUGGAGGGGAAAGAAAACACAAUUUUGCUGAAAACUAAGGGGUGAGCACUGUGUUUUGAAUAGUAAAAAAAACCAACAGAGAUUUAUUUAACACAGAGACAUAAAGAAUGUACUGUCGCCCCUCUUCCUGAUGCCACUCUCUGCUUCAGCGACACACAAAAACCAGCCACAUGUCACGCUCACACCUUUGCCUCUUUGUAGACACACGCAUGUAGGCGCGCCAAGACGUCGUUUUCACACUGUUUCAGGUCAACGUGAUGCUACCAAACACUGCCAUGUUGAUACCGAUGAACUCUUUAAGAAAUCUGCUAUACAUGGUGACUUGAACCAAAACAGAGCUACUGUAUGAACAGCGUCAGACCCUCCGCUGAAAGCAACAACAAAAAAAAUGUGCAUGCAGAGUGACAGAUACUGGAAUGAUGGCCUGCAUGUUCGUAUGAUGGGUGUGUGUGCGGUGUGUUUCUUCAGAGCGGAUUGUAUGUUUUUUGAAUUAUGUUAUAAACAAACGGAAGCUUUGGCAGAGGUAACAUUUAAUUUAAAAAAACAAAAACGCACCCAUGCUUUCACUCUGAAGGCUUUCGCUUUGGAUUCAGUCGCUGGAAACACACUGGAAUAAACAACCUUGAUGAGUUUGGUCUCAGAGGAGGCGAUAAUGAGGAGACGCUCACAACACAUGAAAAACUGGAUGGACUGGACAACGUUCGCUCUCUCACCUCGAUAUUCACUAACUGCUUGAAACAUGAAGACCACUGUAUGUUUUCUUUUUAUUUCUUCACAAACCACCUUUAGGCUGUGAUUCUGAUGUCUGAUGCACUUUGAUUUAAUGCCCGCAGCUCCGGGUCUCAGUUUCUCUCCUGUUUGUUGGAAAGGGGUCAAAGUUGGAUGGUUCAGCCAUAAACACAGGAAUUCACUGCAUUAUAAAUGUAGAGAAUAUGACAACUCCUGGAUUUUUAAAUGUGAGAGGAGAGGACGUGUUUGAGUCUGAAUGAAUGCAGAUCCGAGUCCAAGAGCACCUCAGUAACUGUUACAUACCUUUUAGGCUUGAAUGAUAAGCGUAAUGUUAAGCUUAACUUAUGGAAAAGUUGCUGAUUGUGUGCGAUUUCUGCAACUAUUAAGGAUUGAUUUGGCUUCUAACAGGAUUGGAAAAAUUAUUUGUUGGUUUCUUUUGGCAGAUAUUCAGUUAGCUGAACUUAGGGAAUUCAAUUUUUUUUUUUAAAAAGGGAUUAAGUAAAACAUCAGGACAAACCAUGUACAAGAAAUCAGGCAUCAGUAAGAUAACAUUAUGGAUGAAAAUUAAUUGUAUCCAGAUUGACCAAAAUCUUUAUUUAAAUUAAUUUAUCUGCCACAAUUAGGAUAAAAGCAAAUGUCAGAUCUAAAGGGGGGAUGUUUGCUAUAAAUGCACCAUGAUGCAAUACGUGCAGUAAAGACAGGAGAGAGAGAGAAAAAGCUGUACCUGUGUUCCUUUUUUUUUUAAAAAGGCAGCAACGUUUCCCGACCAGUCUGCUCUGAAGGGAAUAAUUUGAACCAUCCGACUUUUCCCUGCAACAUUUCAGUCUGAUUGCUUUUUAUGUGAAACUGGCCUGUAAGUCACUUUUUUUUCUUUGGUUGUCGAAUGUUAAAAAAAAAGGGGGGGGGGGGGGGUAUGCCGUUGACACGGUUCAACUUGUACCUUGUGUGAAAUAAGAAAUCAUUUGAAACAUUUGUGCGAAAAAUAAGAAGAAAAGAAAAGUUCCUUUCUCAGCGUGAAGUCAUCUCAUGCUGAUGUCAGUCAAAGCAACCGGUGCACAUCCAGCAAAGGCAGAGAUUUCUAUAAUAUAUAAAUAUUUGUUUCCUUUAGAUUGACUGAAUUUAUCUGUCCAUCUUUUUGCCAACUGACAAAUUUAAAACCAAGUGAACCCAAGUGCCAAUUCUUUGAAAUAUCAUCUGAACUCUUCCUUAUAGUGUCACAUUCUUCCCUUGUUAUUUGCACAUCAUAGGAUACUAGAAAAUGCAAUUACUUGAUGUUGAUUAAUCUCAUUUCUUGUUUCUUUUUACACCUUUUUUUUCCUCACAGUUAGAAAUACCAUUUCAGUGAUCAUUCUGUACUUGAUUGACAACAGAAAACUCUGCGGUUCUUCUGUUACACGUGCAACAUUUCCAAUCACUUUUGGAAUUUAAAGAUGUGAACUGACCCCCGACUCUGACGGAGUCCACUGUGAAGGCAGGCAGAGAGAACGGUGAGAAAACUGUUGAAUGAAGAGAGUUUAAUUUAAAAACGGUCUUAGUGAAGGACUAGCCCCUUCCCUUACAUUCUGUGUGAGCACACCUGAUGCAACUGGAAAAUCUGUAAGUGAAAAUAAAAUGUUUGAGUUUGUUCUUGA